This is a messenger RNA of Copidosoma floridanum, 1272 nucleotides long. Its product is annotated as phospholipase B1, membrane-associated. Gene Ontology annotation, biological process: phospholipid metabolic process. The record is from RefSeq and is a predicted model, not a curated record. Gene Ontology annotation, molecular function: glycerophospholipase activity. Lineage: Eukaryota; Metazoa; Arthropoda; Insecta; Hymenoptera; Encyrtidae.
AUGUCCAGGGCCCGGGGAGUGCCUCCGGUCCGGUUGAGCGUCGUCCUGCUGCUGGUGCUGAUGGCUAAUUGUGCGCGGACUGCCUCGUUUGCUGAUAUGGUGCGCUGGCUUCUCAAGUCGGGCAAGGACGACUUGGAGGCGGAAGGUCUAUACUAUCCAAAAGUCGAGUUUUCUAUGAGGAAACAGCGUACCGUCGAGCAGCAUAUUCCCUUUCCCUGCGAUCUCCAGAACAGCAGAUCAUCGUUGCCACCUACAAAUGUUAAUCAAGUCAGACCUGGUGACAUUGACGUAAUCGGCGCAAUAGGUGAUUCUCUGGUGGCAGGAAGCGGGGCCUUAGAAGAGUUUGCCAUUGGUACAUUUAUUGAGGCUCGAGGGGUCAGCUGGUGCAUCGGUGGUCAAGACACUUGGAGAAAAUAUCUUACGGUUCCGAAUAUUCUAAAGGAAUUCAAUCCAAGACUGACAGGCUAUUCAACUGGCACUGGGGAAUUUAUUUCUCGCAAGGCACGCCUGAACAUUGCCUAUCCAGUGGCUGCAACCGAGGAUGCACUUCAUCAAGUAAAAAUCCUCAUGCAGAGGAUGAGAAGCGAUCCUAGCAUCGAUAUUUACCAACAUUGGAAGAUGAUAACGAUAUUUUUCGGUGCAAACGAUGUUUGUUCAGCGCAGUGUUAUAAUCCAACAGAAUUUUCCCCCGUAAGAUAUGCUAUACACUUGCGGAGAGCUUUGGACUACUUGAGAGCAGCGUCACCCCGUACCAUUGUUAAUUUGGUUCCUGCAAUAGAUGUAACUGUGUCAGUUCGAGUACCAAAUCGCAGUAUAAUGUGCAGCGUUUUGCACCCUCUAUAUUGCGCUUGCAUGCACCGAGGGAGUCAACCAGAUAUUACGGCAUCUAAGAUGUCCCACAUGUAUCAACAAGCCGCUGAAGCUCUAGUUGCCUCUGGAAGAUACGAUAACAACGAUGAUUUUACUGUGAUUCUCCAACCAUUCAUUAAGCUUUUCAAUGCUCCAAAUGCUAAUCCAAGAAAAGCAUCGCCAAUCGACUCAACUCUAGUCACACACGAUUGUUUCCACUUUAGCCAAAAAGGGCAUGCACUAGGUGCCAAUCUUCUGUGGAACAAUUUGCUGGAGCCAGUUGGCAACAAGACUGAUAGUGGUUUGCCACGUAUCUUCGAGAGACUACUUUGUCCAAGCACCCGUAGCCCUUACAUUUUUACCAACUUAAACUCAAGGCAUUUUCUUCGUACUGGAAGCCAAGAGAUUGCAGCAGCCAGUUGA